GAUGUGUUGACAGGUUUUGCUCCUCCUCUUCUGGAUGUAGCACAGCGCAAGCACCGCCUCGUCCUGCCUCUCAACAACUGCUUACAACACGGUUAUGAAAAGACGAGCUUUUGAUUCACAUUAACAGUAGACUUCAAGCUUCACUCGAGUAGCUACUGCAGCGAUUUUUUUGUCUUAUUGAUAUUUCCUGAAGUGAUCGCGGUUUCCAGCGCUGCCUGUGCACUUGAGCUUUUGUGCGUUGACGGAAGACCCAGAACUGACACAUUUAAUGAUGACGACAUCAUGGAGUGAUCGACUUCAGGACUAUGCAGAUCUCCCAGCAAACAUGGAUGGCCUGGCAAUGAAGAAAUACAGGAGAGAGGCCUACCAUAGAGUGUUUGUGAACAGAAGUCUGGCCAUGGAAAAGAUUAAAUGCUUCGGCUUCGACAUGGACUACACUUUAGCAGUAUAUAAAUCACCUGAAUAUGAAUCUUUGGGCUUUGAUCUGACUGUGGAGCGGCUGGUCUCCAUUGGCUACCCACAGGAACUGCUCGGUUUUGUUUACGACCCCACUUUCCCUACAAGAGGUCUUGUGUUUGACACCAUGUAUGGCAACCUCCUGAAGGUGGAUGCUUACGGAAACAUCCUGGUCUGUGUCCAUGGCUUUAACUUCCUGCGAGGCCCUGACAUCCGAGAGCUCUAUCCCAACAAGUUUAUCCAGCGUGAUGACACAGAACGCUUCUACAUCCUCAACACACUUUUUAACCUUCCAGAAACAUACCUCUUAGCCUGCCUGGUUGACUUCUUCUCAAACUGUGACCGAUAUUCCAGGGGGAGAGAGCUUUCCUGUUUGGCUCGGACAACCUCAAACAAGGGAAGACUCUGUGAAACAGGCUUUAAGGAUGGAGAUCUCUUCAUGUCCUUCAAGAGCAUGUUCCAAGAUGUCCGAGAUGCUGUAGACUGGGUACAUUUUAAGGGAACACUGAAGGAGAAAACAGUGGAAAACCUGGAGAAAUAUGUUGUGAAAGAUGCAAAGUUGCCAUUGCUGCUGAGCCGCAUGACUGAAGUCGCCAAAGUUUUCUUAGCCACCAACAGUGACUACAAAUACACAGAAAAAAUUAUGACAUACUUGUUUGACUUCCCACAUGGCCCAAAGCAUGGCACUCCACACCGUCCGUGGCAGUCGUACUUUGACCUCAUCCUAGUGGAUGCUCGAAAGCCUUUAUUUUUUGGAGAAGGAACGGUUCUGAGACAGGUGGAUACAACCACAGGGCGACUGAAAAUAGGAACAUACACUGGACCUUUACAACAUGGCAUUGUUUACUCUGGAGGUUCCUCUGACACUGUGUGUGAUUUGCUCGGAGCAAAAGGGAAGGAUAUUGUGUACAUUGGGGAUCAUAUUUUUGGAGACAUUCUUAAGUCCAAGAAGCGACAGGGAUGGCGGACAUUCCUGGUGAUUCCUGAAUUGGCUCAGGAGCUGCAUGUUUGGACAGACAAAAGCUCUCUAUUCGAGGAACUGCAGGGUUUGGACAUUUUCUUGGCAGAACUAUACAAGCAUUUGGACAGCAGCAGCAAUGAGAGGCCAGAUAUCAGUGCCAUCCAGAGAAGGAUGAAGAGAGUGACCCAUGACAUGGACAUGUGCUACGGGAUGAUGGGAAGCCUGUUUCGCAGUGGCUCUCGGCAGACUCUGUUUGCAUCUCAGGUGAUGCGUUACGCUGAUCUGUAUGCUGCCUCUUUCAUCAACCUGCUGUACUACCCCUUCAGCUACCUGUUCAGAGCCGCCCAUGUGCUGAUGCCCCAUGAGUCCACAGUGGAGCACGCCCACGUAGACACUGAGACAGAGUCUCCACUGGCCACACGCAACCGCCACUGUGUGGACUGCAAGGACAUCGACUGCAAAAGAAACCAGCUCACACGCUCCAUUAGCGAAAUCAAACCGCCCCACCUGUUCGCUCAGCCGCCACAGGAAAUCACACACUGCCACGAUGAAGAUGAUGAUGAAGAGGAGGAAGAGGAGGAGGAAGAGUAGAUGUUUUUGGCCUAUUCUAGGGUAAAGAUUCAUAGGAUGAUGAUGAUGAUAGAGUGAUGAUGAUGAUGAUAUCGAGUGAGGUAGAAAAGGAGGAGUGAAAGUAUGAAGUAGACUAUAAUUGCCAAACCAAGCUCAAAAAGCUGUUCAUAGUACCAGAGUUCAGUUCACCCUCCAGUAAAGAUGACUAAAAAGAAUGAACGAAGGUUUGUUCAAAAGAACGUCGGAUGGUAUCUGGAAUCGUUUAUCAGUCACUAUAUAUAAGCACAUGUGAUAAACAUCCAAUGGAAACGCAGCAGAAGGACACUCAUGAGUUUACACGAGAAUGUCAUGUAUGUAUCAUACAUGUAGCAUGUUGGCUAAAUCUUGCAUUAACUUUCAUACAAAGACUCGAACUCUGUUAGGACGAGUGUUCGUGUCAGUUAUUGGAUCCUUGCAGAUACACAACUUAGUUUUUAGGUUGUUAUAGUCAGAUUUUACUGUUAUUUUAUAGUUUUUAUCAGUUUAGACACAACUUUUGAGUAGCCAGUCCAUCCAGUCAGAUUAGCUUGGUUACUACCUCCAGCAAAGGCUGUAUCCAGUAAUUGUCCCUUUGAAAAAAGUGUGUGUCUGUGUGUGUGUGUAUGUUGGCAGAGUGUCUGUGUUGAAGUUCUGCAUGUGUUGGGAAUCUGAAUGAAGCACAGAAAAACCGAAUUGUGACGUGCGUGAGGAAAUGCGGCCAACACAAGAACCCUGUUACUUGGCAACAGCAUGUAGCUGCUUUUUUUUUUUUUUUUAAGAGGUUUGUUGUUAACCUCUUGUUUUUCAUCUUUUUUCAUGCAGACAUUUUGGCUAGUGCUACAGAGUAGCGAACAGAUUCCUCUCGUGUUAGGGUUCACAUAGACGCAAAAUGAGUCCGAACACACAGACACAUCAUUUCACUACCUGCUCUAAACGGUUAUGAUGUCACAAAAAAGAUACUGUAUUUUUAUACUAUAUAAGCUAAACAGAACGGUCUAGUUUUGUCUCAGUCGUUAUGUGCCAUUAAUAUCUGCCUGACAGAAGACAGAUGCAAACUAUUCAAACAUCAUAUAUACAGUAAGUGACCUUGAUAUGCAAAAAAAAACUUAUAAAAAACUGUGUUUUAUGGCCUGAGGAGCUUGUCGAGAUGUAUCGGUCAUUGAGAGAAUACUAGUAAAAUGAAGUUAACAGCUGGACAUUCUGAAACUGAGAAAGAGAGUGCUGUUGCUCUAGUGACUGUUUCUAUGGAAAUUAAUGUAGUCCUGGCUAAUGUUUGAACUCUGUUGAUGGUUUACUCCCAUGUGGACCAAAACGGUGUUGAGAAAUUGUGUUUUGAUUUAGCUUCAAGGAUCCCAUUAGACACUUUUAGGUGUCCCCACAAUAAGUAUGUGGAGUUUUUAAGAAAUGAAUGUCUUGAGUGUUACGGUGGUACACGGUUUAGGAAGCGGGUUUAGCUCUGGGAAGUAUUCCAAGUGCAUGAAACGGAUAGAUUAGGAUGGUUAGUGUGACUUUUAUAUACAUUAUUCUAAUAUAAUAGUUUGUAGGAUCUGAUUGAAUGAAGCUACCCAAUCCAUAGUGCAACAUGUAUUACUUGUAUGCAUAUUGUAACUGUAUGUUAUUUUUAUUUUAGAGAAUGUAGUUUUUCAUGGGUCUGACUGUCAGUUUUCAAAAGGGAAGACCAAGUAGGUCUUGUAGUAUAAAGGCUUGUGGUGAGGCACAAAAAUUGUUUUCUAGGUUUUCAAAUGUCUCUUUCAAAGAACCAGUUAAACAAGUUUAGAGAUAUUUUUAAACGUACAAAUUCAUUUUAUCUGUGUCGAUUUCCGUUUCGAUAUAGUUUAAAAUCAACUGGACAUCCUAAAAUGGGGCAGCUCUUUCAAAAUAUACCUUGUUCUUGGUCCCAGUCUUUAGAGACCACAGUUUAGAGAAAGUGUUUGUGUCCUGGUUGAAAAAAAAAAAAAAAGAUCCAGCAUUUCUCUUUCGUCUGUUUUCAUUAGCUUUUUAUACAAACUCAGUAUUGUAUCUUAUAUGGCUGGCUCCCUGGACAUGGAUUAAAACUAGUCCUGGGCUAAUUUGCACUGGUGUUGGCCGUUGUCCUUUUUAGUUGUCUAUGCAAGGGAAACUGGCUUAGAUUAUAUAAUAUAUAAUUAUAUAGGUUAAAUAGUAUAAUAGAAAAGGCAUUGAGUUUAAACAGUAUUCAUCCAAUUAUCCCAGUAGUCAUUAUCUUUGAUACCUCCUUAACGGGUGAAGAUCUCAUCGGUUUAGUUAUAGAUAGCAUUGUAUACAUCUGUUUCAACCAGUGUUUUCAUAUUAUAUUUUGGCAUAGUUUACAGUAUAGUUGUGUGUUAAACAUGCCAAUAACUUACUAAUAUACUGAGUUUUGCUCCUUUCUAUUUUUUACUUUUUCCUAAUUUCUGAAAUCUUUUUUUUUUUAGUUCAUGAUGAAGGCAAACAAUAUUUUUUUUUUCUGAUUUUUAUUAGCUUUCAGAUUCAAAGAUGCAAAACUGUUGUGUCUGUAAAAGAGAUCGAGCAAAAUAGCCAUGGCAUUUAUUAAUCCGAUUUCUUUUGUUUUGUUUGUUUGUUUAGGGCAUGUAAUUUCAUGUCUCAAAAUUUCAGUUUUGCUUCAUGAAUUAUGAUUUAUAGAGUUCUAAACUUAUACAAAUGGGAAAUUGCAUUGCAAUGUAAAAUAAAGAUAAUUUUCCUUAAAAAAAAUUCA
Molecule: messenger RNA, 4718 nt
Organism: Megalobrama amblycephala (Wuchang bream)
Lineage: Eukaryota; Metazoa; Chordata; Actinopteri; Cypriniformes; Xenocyprididae
Gene: nt5c2b
Product: 5'-nucleotidase, cytosolic IIb
Exons: 19
Coding region: 269-2008 (579 amino acids)
Molecular function (GO): 5'-nucleotidase activity
Source: RefSeq, a predicted model, not a curated record